This is a messenger RNA of Mizuhopecten yessoensis (Yesso scallop), 4695 nucleotides long. RefSeq names its product xanthine dehydrogenase/oxidase-like. NCBI's taxonomy places the organism in Eukaryota, Metazoa, Mollusca, Bivalvia, Pectinida, Pectinidae. The record is from RefSeq and is a predicted model, not a curated record. Gene Ontology annotation, molecular function: 2 iron, 2 sulfur cluster binding; oxidoreductase activity; FAD binding. The transcript is spliced from 35 exons. Bases 97 to 3921 code for a protein of 1274 amino acids.
GGGCAACGUAGUAUUGGCGGUAUCAAGCCUUGACACAUCCCAUGUAAUAUCACAGAUGAUCUGGACAGCUUAUAUCAGACUUGGCUGUGACUGAAGAUGGACGAGGUAGGAGAUAAACUAGUCAUCUACGUCAAUGGCGAACAGAAGGUGAUUGCAGCACCUCAACCAUCGAGAACACUACUUCAGUACCUACGGAAUGAACUGGGCUUGACUGGAACGAAGAAUGGAUGCGACCAAGGAGGAUGUGGAGCGUGUACGGUGAUGACGUCAUGGUGGGACCCAGGUCAGAAGAUUGUCCGACAUAAAAACAUCUAUGCGUGUAUAACUCCGCUUUGCUAUCUCCACGGUCAUGUUAUAACUACAAUAGAGGGUGUAAGCAGUCAGCGGAAAGGCUUGCAUCCAAUACAGGAGAGUAUGGUGGCGUGCCACGGUGUACAGUGUGGUUAUUGUACCCCGGGUAUGAUCAUGUCUGUGUAUACACUCACACAGACAGACAAGGAGCCGUCACAGGAACGACUGGAGCAGGCGCUGGAAGGUAACCUCUGCAGAUGUACCGGAUACAGACCAAUUAUAGAGUCAUUCAAACCUCUUUGUAAGGAGGGUGCAUGCGGCGACAUUGAAGACAUAUUGAAAGCUCGGACUUGUGAAUUCAAAACUCAUCAAGAAAAGGCUUCAGUUAGUGACUUCCAAUCGGAUCUACAGGCGCUUGGUUCCAACACUGUGCGCUUCGUGUCAAGGGACAUGGUGUGGGUCAGACCAACCACAUUACAGGAAGUCGUACAACUAAUGGAGGACAUCCAAGGGGCCAGGCUUGUCAUGGGAGCCACUGCUAUUGGAUACUAUUUGAAGAAAGGAACUAUGACCGGAAAUACACUGAUUUGUUGCUCCCACGUACAGGAAAUGAAUGUGUUCCUGUUACAAAACGAUGUACUUGAAGUCGGUGCUGCAGUUGAUCUUGCAUCUUUGGAGAACCAUUUAGAUGGUAUCAUUUCCGCCGUUGAAAAAGACCAGUGUUACACGAGUAUCCAUGCACUGAAGAAAAGCUUGCGGUUACUAGGAUCAGACCAGAUAAGGAACGUUUCAACAAUAGGCGGUCACCUUGCACUUUGUGAUCCACGCUCAGACCUGUACCCAGUGCUGAUGGCUCUGGGGGCUACGGCGCUUAUAGCUACGAAAGAUGGACAGUCGGAAAUUUUGAUAGAGGAAGAUUUGGUCUCGGGGCCUUGGAAAACUAGUCUGCAGAAAUCGGACGUCGUAGUUUCAAUAAGAAUACCUAUGAACACGCAAAGUAAAACGUUUUACUAUAAACAGUCAAAACGAAAGAGUUUUGACUACGCCAUUGCCAAUGCUUGCUUCACUGUUACUCUGGCUGAUGAGACGGUAACUUCAGCACGUCUGUUCUUUGGCGGAAUCGGUCCAACAUUUACAGCAGCAUCACAUACAGCUAGCCUACUUGUUGGAAAAAAAUUAAACUAUUCCACGUUUGGACAAGUACGUGAUUCGCUAACAGAAGACCUAGAACGGAUGCAAAAAGGAAUAGAAAACAAGUUCAAAAUGCAGCUGGCUCAGGGAUUUUUUCGGAAGUUCUGGAACCAAAUAGCGAUUGAUACCAAAGAGACAGAUACAAAAGACGAUAUUCGUGAUUAUGGUACAAGUACAGGCACACAGGUGUGGGAGACUCUAUCUCCGACCCAACCGGAGCACGAUGCAGUGGGCAAACCCAUCCCCAUUGUAUCAGGACGUUCUUUAGUAUCCGGCGAGGCGACGUUUGUUUCAGACAUUCCACGUCAUAAAGGUGAGAUAUGGGUCGAACUGAUCGGUAGCACAAAAGCACAUGCCAAAAUUGUGUCAAUAGAUGUUACAAAAGCAAGACAGGUUCCAGGCGUCAUAGAUUUUAUGGACGCGAGUUGGAUACCAGGGCCGAACGAAUGGGGAGUCAGCGCCCAAGACGAUGUUUUGUUUGCUACAUCAGAGGUACACUUCUAUGGGCAACCAGUUGGUGCAAUCUUAGCAGAGACAGAAGAGGCUGCAAAAAAGGCAGCAGUGCUUGUGGAGAUACGAUAUGAAGACCUACCUGCUAUUCUGACACUUAAGGAUGCCAUCAGCAAGGAAUCGUUUAUACCAUUCAAAUCCAAACCACUGCAAAUGGGAGACCCUGAAAAGGUGUUUGAGGAUUGCGACUUUGUACUGGAGGGAGUGAUCCCAUCAGGUUAUCAGGAACACAUGUACAUGGAAACUCAGGCUUCAGUGGCUGUCCCGCACGAGGACGACGAGAUGGAAGUUUUCAUUACAACCCAAUCACAGGAUUUCUGUCAAAAGUCAGUUUCUAAGUUUUUGAAAAUUCCGGCAAAUCGCAUUACCGUUAGGACAAAACGGGUUGGAGGUGCGUUUGGAGGAAAAGAGUUCAGAGUUGUGUAUGCGCUUGCUCCAGCGGCCGUAGCAGCAUACAGAACAAAGCGACCUGCUCGAUGUGUAUUAGAUAGAUCAAUGGAUUUCAAGAUUUCGGGAAAACGUCAUCCAUUCCUUACCGAGUACAAAGCUGGAAUCAAUAAAAAUGGUCAGCUGAUUGCGGUCAAACUCAAGAUUUUCGUUGAUGCUGGAUAUUCCCUUGAUUGUUCAACUUGGUUCUUGAACAAAACUAUGUUCCACGUGGAUGGCAGUUACAGAAUUCCUAACUACAGAGUGGAGGGCAGUCUUUGCAGGACCAACACUGCAUCAAACACGACUUUCCGAGGUUUCGGGGCACCAGAGGGGGCAUUCAUAAUCGAGUCAAUCAUAGCCGAUUUGGCGCAGGCAUUUACACUGGCACCGGAACAGAUCAGAUUCACGAAUUUGUACAAGGAGGGAGACUGCACACAUUACCGCAAGGUACUGACGAAUUGUAAUCUUGAGAAAUGUUGGAAUGAGUGCAAAAGUCAGAGUAACUUCGUUCAGAAUAAAGAGGAAGUCAGUCAGUUUAACAAAUUACAUCAAUUGAGAAAGAGAGGACUUGCAUUGUUGCCAUGCAAAUGCUCUGUUUCAUACCCCAAUCGAGCUGAAAAUCAGGGAAGCGCCCUCGUCAACAUUUAUUUGGAUGGAUCAGUGUUGAUAUCACACGGAGGGAUAGAGAUGGGUCAGGGACUUCACACCAAGAUGAUACAAGUUGCUUCAAGAGCACUUGGUGUUCCUAUGGACAACGUGCACAUUAGUGGCACGGGGACCAAUAUAAUUCCUAAUUCCAUACCGUCAGCAGCAAGCUUUAGCUCUGACAUCUACGGAGAGGCCGUACUGAAUGCAUGCAGAACGAUCAGGGAAAGACUGGCGCCAAUCCAAGAGGGAAAACCACAACUAACUUGGAUAGACUUGGUUCAACAAGCUUUUCUUGAACGAAUUAGUCUGUCAGCUACUGGCUACUGUAGAAUCGGAACCCAUCAUUGGGACUUUGAGAAGGGAGAAGGCGACCCUUAUCACUACUUUACGUUUGGUGCAGCCUGUAGUGUGGUGGAGAUCGAUUGUUUGACAGGAGAACACCAGGUGUUGAGUACUGAUAUUGUGAUGGACGUCGGCAAAAGUCUCAACCCUGGUAUAGAUAUAGGUCAGAUAGAAGGCGCUUUUGUACAGGGAUACGGCGGGCUCACUAUGGAGGAAAUACACGUGGAAGCCAACGGUCGAUACAACAUUUCUGGACCAGUUGAUUACAAGAUUCCAAAUGUCAAAGAUAUCCCAAGAGAGUUCAGAGUGUCGCUCUUAAAGGAUUGUCCUAACGAACGAGCAGUAUAUUCGUCUAAGGGAAUUGGAGAACCACCAAUGAUACUAUCCAUUUCGGUAUAUCUUGCACUGAGAGAUGCCAUCCAAGCCGCUAGGUCAGACGCUGGCUUACCUUCGGUAAUAAGGCUGGACGCCCCACUUACGGUUGAAGCCAUACGGUCAGCGUGUCCUUGAACUUGAAUGACCAUCAUGUUCUUCUUAUGACUGGCUGUGCAGUUUGCGUACAUUGGAAAAUUGGAGAGAUUAUCCCUUUUUAUUUAAACCCCUUUCGAUCCUGAUUUAGAGGGGAUUUUAACAGGAAGCUGAUGAUUUGGAAGCUUUCCAGUAAAUUAUCAAACAUAAGAAAUGCUGAUUGCUGACUGGACAUGAGUCAAUCGAUAAAAUAUCAUCAAGUGAGAGGAAAAAUUAAGAGGGCGACAAUAUUUUGAAAGACUAAAGGUCAGUGCUGUAGCAGAGGAUACUUCUGUUAACAUAUUCUGUAUUUUGGAAAAUUCAAUUUGCACUUGGAACGUUUGAGCAAUAUACUCUCCAAAUACAGAAUUCAGUUGUGUGUAUGAUUUGAAUAUGUAAAGAUCAAAGCAAAUGGUGUUUUUGGAAAGUAGCGAAACAGCGACUGCACACAGGAACACAAGGUUUAACAAAAUAGACACGAGACCACCAUUAAUUAGGAGAGAUCAAACAACAGUGAACGAGUGUAAUCGAUUUACAUCAUUACGCAUGACAAAAUGCCAGCUUAAAUGCCCUAUAUGUAUAUAAAUGAUAAAAGAAUAUCGUAUGCGAUUAAAAUGUUCCAAAGGCGCUAGGUAAUGUUUUCCUAAAGAAAUAAUAUGAUAUAAAAAUAUUAUAGUAAUCAAGAGAUAUUGUGUCACAAGCAACGGCUGAUUUUUAGCUCACCUGGCCCGAAGGGCCAAGUGAGCUUAUGGCAUGGUGCGGCGUCCGUCGUCCGUC